This is a messenger RNA of Trichomycterus rosablanca, 2074 nucleotides long. RefSeq names its product nuclear FMR1 interacting protein 1 (gene nufip1). The transcript is spliced from 10 exons. Lineage: Eukaryota; Metazoa; Chordata; Actinopteri; Siluriformes; Trichomycteridae. The record is from RefSeq and is a predicted model, not a curated record. Gene Ontology annotation, biological process: box C/D snoRNP assembly. The coding region runs from base 89 to 1306 and encodes 405 amino acids. Gene Ontology annotation, cellular component: nucleus.
AAAAAAGCAAUAAGGCCUGUAGUCAAGUAGAUAUUUAACUGAGCUAUUAUACCGCGCAGAUUUCGAACGGAUAUUUUACUAAUGGCAAAUGGGUAAACUUAUCUUCAUGGCUGAGAAAUAUCCGUCACCCAAUUUAAAUUGGCCAACACAAGAAGCAACGCGUACACCUACAACUUUCCAGUGGACCUCUCAGCAACAACCGGACAAGUUUCAGGCAUCCAGAGACUGGUGCUGGGUUCAGCAUGCACCAACCGCUCCAUUUAAUCCUAACACCACCACGACAUUUACUGGCUACUGGGGUCCAGGAUACCAGCAACACCGGUUUUCAGGUCCUCAGCAUUAUCAGUCUCAGAGACAAGGUCAUGGACAAAACCAAUGGAAUAAAAGAAAACAAAAUUAUGAACAAGACUAUAGUCAUUUCUGUGACACUUGUGACAGAGGAUUUAAAAACCAAGCUAAGUAUGAUGAUCAUAUUGCCCAACAUGUAAAGUGUUCUGUAGAUGACUGCAUAUACACAGCACAUGAAAAGCUUGUCAGAAUCCACUGGAAAAAUAAUCACUCACCAGGAGCAAAGCGAAUUAAGUUAGACACUCCAGAUGAAAUUGAGAAAUGGAGAGAGGAAAGAAGACGGAAUUACCCAACACUAAGCAAUGUGAAGAAGAAAAUAAGGUUAACUGAGGUCAAAGAAAAGAGGGGUGAUGUGUUGGAGACGGCCCAGUUUGGACGGUUUAAGAGUCGUGGCAAAGGCUUCCAGAAUCAUAAAGGAAGUGCAUUUGGUAGGGAUCAACGUUUACAUUCAGAUUAUAAAGAGGUACAGCAGACUUUGCAACUUGCAUGCACUUCUCAUAUUGGAGAUCCUUUAGGAGCACUGGCCAACAAUGAUCCAGAAUCCGAGAAAGAGGAAUCUGCAAAGGAGCUAAAGGUUUCAGUUUCUGUGGCUCCCAAACAUAUGACUUUUGCCUUGGGCUCACUAAUGUCUAGCUAUGGAGGUAUGAGUGAGAGUGAUGAUGAACCUGAAGAUUUUUCUAACCCUGCCCAGAACAGUAUACAAAAGCUUGAAAGGAUGCCAAAUGAGCAAUCUAAAAUCAGCCACAAAGUACUACAUCAUCCAUCUCGAAAGAGUAACAGAGGGGGCAGCAGGAAUUUUGACUCCAGAAGUGCCUCAAAGAAAUGUCAUCCCACCCUGUUAGAGAUGUUGCUGGCUCCAGAUAUUCGUCACGAAAGGAAUGUGGUGCUUCAGUGUGUUCGCUAUAUAAUCCACAAUGGAUUUUUCAGUAUGACAUGUAACGACUGUUUCAAUAACUGAAAAUGGCAGAUAAAAGAUAAAGAUAAAAAAAGAAAAGUAUCACUGAAAGGUGUCGAGUUUUUUUUUUUUUUUUGAAGACCUAACAUUUGAAUUGUAUUUUAUUUUUUACCUUUUUGAGUUAAUGCCUUUUAUGUGUACCAAUGAAAACUGUUUACUAGCUGCUGACUUAAGAAAUGAGAAAGAUGGAGUCAUUAUAUUCUCUACGUUCAUUUGUCUUAACACUAUUAAGUUUAUGUAAUUGAUUUGACAAGCAUGCAUAUGAUGUACAUUUCUCAUUAGGAAUGCCUUAUGCUGCUUUUUGUACUAUUACAACUAUAGUAAAUACAUUACACAUAAAAUUAAAAAUGACUACCACUGGAGCUUUUGACAUGUUUGGCUUGCAUUUUAUGCCAGAACCUAAAGAAAUAAAACAAAAACAAAUUGACCUUAAUAGUAUUUUUUCUGCCACUACCUGUAUUGUGUGUUUAUUGACUAUGGUGGAAAUGUUUGAAAAUAUUAAAAUAACUUAAUAAUUGUCAUGUAAAUGAAUAUCUCCACCCUCUGUAAAAGAAAAUCAAAUCAAUGUUUGAAUAACUAAAAUUUUCUUUGUGAUAUUUUACACCCUAACAUAUCAAGGUGUUCAAGAAUAGUGUGAUUUUUAUAUUAAGUGUAUUGUCAAGUAAAAUUUACUCCUGUUGCACAAUUAAACACAGCCAAACUUGAUUAAAUUGCUUUACAGCCGAUGAAUUUAAAAUUAAGAAAAAAAUACAAGCAUGUAAAAAAAUUAUU